Messenger RNA from Alternaria atra, 1872 nucleotides. RefSeq lists its product as uncharacterized. Bases 1 to 1872 code for a protein of 623 amino acids. Gene Ontology annotation, molecular function: transcription cis-regulatory region binding; DNA-binding transcription factor activity. Gene Ontology annotation, biological process: positive regulation of transcription by RNA polymerase II. Gene Ontology annotation, cellular component: nucleus. The record is from RefSeq and is a predicted model, not a curated record. The transcript has 7 exons. NCBI's taxonomy places the organism in Eukaryota, Fungi, Ascomycota, Dothideomycetes, Pleosporales, Pleosporaceae.
AUGCUGCUAUCUAAUUGUUUUCUCUCUGGAUUUUCGUGGCUACAACGGCAUGCGACUGUCGGUGUUCUAAAUUCCGCUCUAGGAACGGCUGGUAAGUGGAUCCUUGAAGUUGCGGCGACAAAGUCCGCUGAUCUGCACAAGCCUUACAUGUCGAGCGCGCCGCGCGACGAAACCCGCCCAGUAUGCAAAGCCUGCGGGAAGAAGAACCGCCCUUGCCAGUGGGAAGAGCCACAUACCAAGUUCAAGGAUUACCGGCCUGACGCACCCUCGUCAAGUCGAUCUGCUGCCGGCGGCACCGACGACGAAAUCGAGACCAAGGAGGACACGAUGGAAGUUGACGGUGUCGAUGGAGUCGAUAGCAUCGGUACAAGUGACGAAGCCGUCCGUGCAAACAGUUUCAGCGAGGAACGCUUCAGCCGGAACACUUCACCGAGACGCCGGAAAAAUAGUCGGGCCGAUGGAGCAUCCGAAGGUCUAUCUACCAGCGUUUCCUCACCGUUGGCUCAAUUGUCGCCACGCUCGCCGUACUUUGUUCCUAGAUCCAAGAGUACAACGGGUGGCGUAUCGGUGGCGAGUCUGCUGCAGUCGCCUGACCCGGACGGCAUGUCAGAGGGCUCCCUGCCGAUGCAUACCAGUCAGGCUAUGCAGCAGGCGAAUGCGCACUCGUAUGACCAUAGGGGCAUACCGGAAGGGACGAGAAACUACUCGCCGCAGCCUAUUUCUCUGACACACGAAGAGGCCUUGCUGGUGCAUCACUAUACUGAACAUCUUGGUCGCUGGUUAGACUGCACCGACGCCACCCGUCAGUUUACGCUGGGCGUGCCGGAAAAAGUCAAACAAUGCCCAGUGCUUUGCCACGCUGUCAUGUCCUUUGCGGCUCGCCACUGCAGGAAGGACGCGACAGCGGAGAUGGCCUAUCAACGCUGCAUUGCUCUGCUCAUCGAACGAUUGAACGAGCAAGCUGCUAGCCACGACGAGACGCUCUUGUGUGCCAUUGUCAUAUUGCGUUUUUAUGAGCAGCUAAACGUCCCGUCUGGCACUGGUUCUGAUGAUGAACAGCACCUCGCAGGCUGCUCGGCCAUCAUUCGGUCCUCUCAAGGAAACCACUACGUAGAUCCAUCAGCGCCCACAUUGCGCGAAGCCGCCUUUUGGGUUUACGUACGUCAGUGCCUCUAUAAUGCCACUAUCAACCAGCAGCCGCCUGAUAUCGACUUUUCAUUGCAACUGCACCCAACUCCAAGCUCACUACGAGAUGCACACCCGCUGGCACGAUUGAGAUUGGAGACAGCUUGGGCAAAUCAAAUGACAUGGAAUCUGGCAUGUGUUGUGAAUUUCUGCUUCGACGGCAAGGAGCCACAGAACGAGAAGGCUUACAAGAUGCGACGAUGGAAGGAGCUGUGGGAGCUUGUCCAGACUUGGAUGCGCGACAGACCCGACGGUUUCAAUGCGAUUUUUGAAGGUCCAGCCGGUGAUCAAGGCUCAUUUCCCGAGAUUCUGUUCACAGCCGACUGGCAUACGGUGUCGUUUGGCUUUUACCACUUUGCCUGCAUCAUGCUGUUGCGUUACAAGCCAGGCCCGAAGUUCGCAAUCCGCAAUGUUGGGAGCCUUUCUGAAACAGAUCAUCAAAUUCUAUCGCAUGCACGCGCCAUUUGCGGGGCCUGUAAUAGCUCACCAGAAACUGUCCCUCUGGCAAUUACCGUCUGCCACACCAUUUUCAUCUGGGGACCUCUCGUAUGCGACUCGAGAGAAAAGGACCAGGUAGUGCAGCUCCUGAAUAACUUCGAGAAAAACCACGUGUGGCCGACAACCUGGAUCAUCAACGCGCUAAAAACUGAAUGGGGUGUUCCUAAUCCCUCCACCUCUCCGGCUUAG